GGCCUUGUUCAAAGUGACCCGAAGGACCACGUUGGUGAACCCAGUAAAGAUGUAGAAGUCUUAGGAAUAGUAUUCCGCCCUGACGUUCAUAAUGCAAAAGUAACAACUCAGAUGCCAGAACCUAAAGUAUUGGAAGCUACCGAGCAAAUUGAAAGCUCGAUUAGUAUGAUCAAGAAAAAGCCUACCACUAUAAAGAAUAUGCAAAAACUUUU
This is a messenger RNA of Amoebophrya sp. A25, 212 nucleotides long. The record is from the annotation of a GenBank genome assembly. Lineage: Eukaryota; Dinophyceae; Syndiniales; Amoebophryaceae.